AUGGUGGUUGCCACAUUCAUAACGGCAGGUGCCUCGGUCACCGCCAGCCUCUUCAUCUUCCACAUCGCAGUCCUGCCGCUGCUCUUCAAAUACAGCAAAUUCAUCCAAAGGAAAAUUGUCUUCUCCAACUGUGUUAACUACCCCAGAUGUGUCGACUACGAGAACCCUUCCAAAUGUAACAUUAUCGGCGGUAGAAAUUUUCAAGUGGAGUUCUUUUCUGAAGCCGCCAAUCGCCCGGUCAAGAUUGGUGCUUGGCAACUGAUUCCCUAUUCGUUAUGUCCAUGCAGUUGUCAAGUUAAAAUCAAGCCGAAUUGCAAUGUACAAACUCUGCAGCAAAAUGAAACUCCUAUCGUUCUAUACUGUCAUGGGAACUCCAACCAUAGGGCAUCGCCCCACAGACUGUUAAUGUACCAAGUAUUUCAAAGCUUAAACUUUCAUGUCAUCACUUUUGACUAUCGGGGCUAUGGGGAUUCCACGCGCAUUCGACCGACAGAGGCCGGUGUUGUAGAAGACGCGUUCCACAUGUACGCAUGGAUAAUGGAAAAUAUAAAGGAAAACAAGCCGAAAGUGUUGAUCUGGGGACACUCGCUCGGCACAGCCGUGGCGUCGAACCUAGUUGCAAACUUGGAUAAACUAAGCGAACGGUUUAAGAAGAAACUUGUGCCGCUGCCGUACGCAUUGAUUCUGGAAGCCGCCUUCAACAAUCUGUGCGACGAAAUCGCGCAGCAUCCUUUGUCGAAACUCGUUUCUUGGUUGCCGUAUUACAAGGGUACUUUUCUGAAGCCUUUUCAAGAUUCGCCGGAAUAUGCGUUUCGAACAGAUCAGCAUUUAAAGUCGGUUCCCGAGCUGCCGAUAUUGCUUAUACACGCUAAAGGGGAUAAGAUAGUUCCGUAUGAGUUGGCGACUAGAUUGCACUGGGAUAUAAAGGAGUCGCGGUUAGAAGGCGGAGCACCUAUCAUGUUGCACCCCUUUAGUCGCGGACAAGGCCUGGGUCAUAAUAAUAUUUGUGAAGCCGAAAGUUUACCUCAAGUUGUUACAAAGUUCAUGAAUGUUGUUGAAACUUACCAUUCUAACAAACCGUCAGAAACCAUCGAACGUGAAGAUAUUUCAUAA
Messenger RNA from Leguminivora glycinivorella, 1113 nucleotides. Its product is annotated as lysophosphatidylserine lipase ABHD12-like. Gene Ontology annotation, molecular function: phosphatidylcholine lysophospholipase A1 activity; monoacylglycerol lipase activity. Gene Ontology annotation, cellular component: endoplasmic reticulum membrane. Bases 1 to 1113 code for a protein of 370 amino acids. The transcript has a single exon. NCBI's taxonomy places the organism in Eukaryota, Metazoa, Arthropoda, Insecta, Lepidoptera, Tortricidae. Gene Ontology annotation, biological process: phosphatidylserine catabolic process; monoacylglycerol catabolic process. The record is from RefSeq and is a predicted model, not a curated record.